AUGAACAAUAGUUUCUGCCAGGCCCUGGUGGACCGGAGGCCCAUGGCGUCCCCCGGCUGCAUGCAGCUGGGUAUCGUGGCCCCUCCUCGGCAGGCGCCCCUGCUCCCCGCCGAGCCCGUGGGCAACUCGCCCUUCCUGCUGUACCCCGGUCACGCCGAGCCGCAGUACCACGACGCCUACACGGAGGUGUUCCCCUUCGUGGCCUUCCCCAGCGCCUUCGGCGUUUACGACUACCCCUUCGAGCCUGCCUUCAUCCAGAAGCGCAACGAGCGUGAGCGGCAGCGCGUCAAGUGCGUCAACGAGGGCUACGCGCGCCUCCGCGGCCACCUACCCGGAGCCCUGGCGGAGAAGCGGCUCAGCAAAGUGCAGACGCUGCGCGCUGCUAUCCGCUACAUUAAGUACCUGCAGGAGCUGCUAAGCGCGGCCCCAGACAGCGCGGCGCCCGUUGCCGCCCGCAGGCUCCCGGGCGCCGGGCUUGCUCCCACGCCGCCCGCAGGGCCCCCGCUGGACUGCCCCUGCGACGGCGAGGCCCGGGCGCCCCCCUUCCUGGUGCCCGAAUCUUCCGAGUCCUGCUUCUUCUCUCCUUUCUUCCAGUCGGAGAAAUCUUGUCAUUGAUCGGCCCUGUCGCCGCCACCGGCUCGGGGGAUCCGCAGGUCCCUUUCCACUCCGGGGCGCAGCCUGGGGGCUGCUGGGUCACCCCAUGGUCCAGCGCAGGCAGCCGGCCCUUGGCAGCGUGGGGCACUCCCUUGUCUGCAAUACCUCCUGCUUCGCCCACCACCAGCCUCAUCCCUUCCAACUUGGGGCGGAGUGCAGGGCAGGGAGUACGCGUGGCCCAACAGAGACCGGAGGAAACUCGUGGUACAGUGAGGGGCAGGGCCUGGAAAAGCUCCGAGUGGGCGCUGCACCUCUCUAGGCUGCUGGAGGCCUCGGGCCAGCCAUCCCUGGGUGCAGCGCUGUGUCUGCGAGUUCCCAGAAGGCGAGCGGAGCCGAGCGUGGACCGCUCUCUGGUUCGGAUGCGCCAUGCCCCGGCUCUCCACGAGAUGGCCUCAAAUACCAGCGUUCUGUUGGGCGCUUGCUUGCCCCUCGGGAAGGGAACCUGGAAGGAGGGUAGGAGACGGGGCUGCUGCUUGAGCUCAGCCCAGACCAAACCGACGGACUUGGGAAGUGGCUAUGCGUGCGCAGUGGUGGCGCUCUCUGGCUUCCUCUGCACCCCUCGCCCCUACCAUGUGGCCUUCUCGAUUAUCCCAAGUUGGGUGGGGCCUGUUUUUUUCCCCCUCACGCUG
Messenger RNA from Choloepus didactylus (southern two-toed sloth), 1283 nucleotides. RefSeq names its product achaete-scute family bHLH transcription factor 5 (gene ASCL5). The transcript is spliced from 2 exons. Gene Ontology annotation, biological process: developmental process; regulation of transcription by RNA polymerase II. Bases 1 to 615 code for a protein of 204 amino acids. Gene Ontology annotation, molecular function: protein dimerization activity; DNA-binding transcription factor activity, RNA polymerase II-specific; RNA polymerase II transcription regulatory region sequence-specific DNA binding. The record is from RefSeq and is a predicted model, not a curated record. Lineage: Eukaryota; Metazoa; Chordata; Mammalia; Pilosa; Megalonychidae.